This is a messenger RNA of Cyprinus carpio (common carp), 2609 nucleotides long. RefSeq lists its product as uncharacterized. NCBI's taxonomy places the organism in Eukaryota, Metazoa, Chordata, Actinopteri, Cypriniformes, Cyprinidae. Gene Ontology annotation, biological process: regulation of transcription by RNA polymerase II. Gene Ontology annotation, molecular function: DNA-binding transcription factor activity; RNA polymerase II cis-regulatory region sequence-specific DNA binding. The record is from RefSeq and is a predicted model, not a curated record.
AUGGAGUUUAUUAAAGAAGAGAGUGAAGACAUGAAGAUUGAAGAAACAUUCAGAGUCAGACAUGAAGAUACUGAGGAACAAACAAAGAUGGAGUUUAUUAAAGAGGAGAGUGAAGACAUGAAGAUUGAAGAAACAUUCAGAGUCAGACAUGAAGAUACUGAGGAACAAACAGACCUGAUGGUGCUGAAAGAGGAGAAACAAGAACUCAAUGAAAUGGAAGAGGAAGAUCAACGUGAUUUUGUAACUGGAGAAAAAUCUUUUAGUUCACAGCCCGAAAAGACAGGAAGUAGUAGUUAUUUCACCUGCCAACAGUGUGGAAAGUGUUUUAGACAAAAACAAGGUGUUAAAAGACACAUGAGAAUUCACACAGGAGAAAAGCCUUACGUCUGCCAGCAGUGUGGAAAGCAUUUCAAUCGAGAAAUAACUCUUAAAAGACACGUUAGAAUUCACACUGGAGAGAAGCCAUUCACAUGCCAGCAGUGUGGAAAGAGUUUCACUCAACUUGGAAACCUUGGAGUCCACAUGAGUGUUCACACUGGAGAGAAGCCUUACAAAUGCAAACAGUGUGGAAAAAGUUUCAACCGGAAAGGAAACCUUUAUUCCCACAUGUCAGUUCACACUGGAGAGAGCCUUUUCACCUGCCAACAGUGUGGAAUGAGUUUCACUCAGAAAGAAAGCAUUAACAGACACAUGAGAAUUCACAAUGGAGAGAAGCCUUACACCUGCCAGCAAUGUGGAAAGUGUUUUGAUCAACAUGAAAACCUUAAAGUCCAUAUGAAAAUUCAUGGAGGAAAACCCUACACAUGCUCUCAGUGUGCAAGGAGUUUCCGUCAAAAACGACACUUUGAAGGCCACAUGAGAAUUCACACUGGAGAGCAACCCUACACAUGCCCUCAGUGCGGAAAGAGUUUUAAUUAUAAACAACACUUGGAAGACCAUAUAAGAACUCACACUGGAGAGAAGCCUUUCACCUGCCAACAAUGUGGAAAAAGUUUCAACCGAAAAGAUACCCUUAACAGGCACAUAAGAGUUCACACUGGAGAGAAGCCGUUUAUAUGUGGUCACUGCGGAAAGAGUUUCAGACAUAAAGCAGCCCUAAAGUCCCACAUGAGUUUUCACGUAUGAAAGAAUGUUUUUUUUGUCACCAGUGUGGAAUUGUGGAAAGUUUCACAGACAAGAAACAUCUUGGAUAUCAUGUAACAACACCAGACAGAAGCCUUUCAUGUGCCAUCACUGUGGAAAGACUUGCAGAAACAAGGCAAUCAUUAGGUUUACAGAAGCGCCCCCCGAUAUAGCAAUGGAUUUGGGCCUUGUUUACACCUCGGUUUAAAAUGUUUUGGUUGAUCGUAUCUCAAAUAGACUGGCUAAUGCAUGGGUUUUUCAGAUCAGAUCAGAUUUUGAUCAAAUGGAUAAAACACAUUCACACCAUUUACAUAUAAACGUGAAAUGAGACAAUGGAAAAAGAUAAGGAGACCAGCAGCUUUCGUUUCUGCUCUGAUUAGCUGCAAAAUCACACCGAAUGAGUGAGGAUUGGCAGAGAACAUUGUGCUUAGUACAUUUUGCAUCUUUAAACCAAACUUGCAACAUAAGCUGCCAGAUUUUAUAUCCUACCAGGAAAGAUGCUUCAGAUCAGUAGGUGGAGAGAAGGCGGUCUUUUGUGGCUAUUUCAGUAAUUUUUACAACAUGCAUGUUUACACAACAAAAGAAAUCCAGUCAAAUGAUUUUUUGACUACUACUGGAAGUGGUUGAAUUUAGAGGUUUACUGAUGAUCGGAACAUUGAAAACAUCUUAAUGCCUCAUGUAAACUUGAUUAAUAUGUAAAUAUGUGCUGCAAGUUUUCCUUUCAUUAACAAAGUAAAUGUGGUGACAAAACAGCAUUUAUUAAAGCAUCAUAGCGAUGUGGAUAUUGUAACAGUGUUAACUGUGUUACCUUGAUUUUUUUUCAUUAGCUAUUUUUACUACUCACCUCUAGGGGGCACUUGUGUGUCUUAUUCCCAGGUAUAAUGUCAGCUAGAUUCAUACAAGAAAUGAGACAAUAAUGCACAUUUAUUAAGAAAAACAUUUGGAAGGUAUUAAAAAAGCAUAUGGUAUGGCAUGGAGAGAAGGAUGCUUAAGAAAAGCUGGUAUGAUGAGAGAAAUGAGUAAAAUGUGUAAUUGGUUGUUACAAUUUUUAUUUCAAAGGACAUUUAUAGUGCAGGUAGGAUCGAGUCAGUCAUCUGCAUUUAAUGCAGAAAAUGGUAUACCACAGGGAAGUGUAAUCAGUCCUAUACCAGUGUAGGCCCUGGUAUAGGAUGUGCAUUACACGUAGAUGAUUGCGCCAUAUGGAAUAGGGUUCAAAACUGUUUGAAAUUGCUGUAACGCCGUUUGGACAACAUUGUAAGCUGUCUGCUGAUCCAUUUCUAAUUCAGUUCAGAAAGAUACAGUUUAUUUAAAUUAUGUAGAUUUUCUCAAAUAUCCAAGAUUAUGGGUCGCAUUUAUAUAAUGUGCGUAUGCACAGAUUUCCACACAUUUUUGAUGUGGAGAAGUGCUUAGUGUACUGCAGGUUUUUGAAAAUGUAAGCUGUAUUUGAAGCUCGCUGUUAUAAAUAAAAGGAUUUGGAUGAUGACUGG